Scaptodrosophila lebanonensis is the source of this 1113-nucleotide messenger RNA. RefSeq names its product odorant receptor 30a (gene Or30a). Gene Ontology annotation, biological process: detection of chemical stimulus involved in sensory perception of smell; sensory perception of smell. NCBI's taxonomy places the organism in Eukaryota, Metazoa, Arthropoda, Insecta, Diptera, Drosophilidae. Gene Ontology annotation, cellular component: plasma membrane. Gene Ontology annotation, molecular function: odorant binding; olfactory receptor activity. Bases 1 to 1113 code for a protein of 370 amino acids. The record is from RefSeq and is a predicted model, not a curated record. The transcript is spliced from 7 exons.
AUGUCCACCAUAGACAUGCCCAUCUUUGGCAUUACCUUGAAGCUAAUAAAGUUCUGGUCGUACUUGUUCGUACACAACUGGAGGCGUUACAUGGCAUUAACGCCAUUUUUGCUUAUUAAUUGGACACAGUUUGUGGAUAUCUAUUUGAGCACGGAACCACUGGACUUUAUUCUACGCAAUGUCUACUUGACGGUUCUCUUCAGUAACACAAUAUUGCGUGGUGUGCUACUAAGUGUGCAACGUGGUCGGUACGAGCGUUUUUUGGAGCUUCUCAAAGGCUAUUAUGUGCAGUUGUUGCAAUCGGCUGAUGCACAAAUUGCACAGCUAGUCCACGAAACCACUCGCCUCUCACUCUCAAUCGGACGUAUUAAUUUGCUAAUGGGAACCUGUACCUGCAUCGGCUUUGUGACCUAUCCCAUUUUUGGCUCUGAGCGCGUGCUGCCCUAUGGCAUGUUUGUACCCGGCAUCGAUAAGUACGCCACACCGUACUAUGAGAUUUUCUUUGUUAUACAAGCUGUGAUGGCGCCCAUGGGCUGUUGCAUGUAUAUUCCGUACUCGAAUCUCGUGGUUACAUGCACCCUGUUCGCCAUACUCAUGUGUCGUGUGCUGCAACACAAAUUGGUCAGUUUGAAGAGUGUGCGAGGCGCCGAGGUGCGUCAGCAGAUUGUCUGGUGCAUAGAGUAUCAGCUGAAGGUGGUCAACUUCGUGAAUCAGAUGAAUAGCCUGACGAACGCUUUGUAUUUGGUGGAAUUCCUAUGCUUUGGCGCCAUGCUCUGCGUGCUUCUGUUCUCCUUGAUCAUUGCCCAAACCAUUGGUCAAACGAUCAUUGUGAUUGCCUAUGUGAUAAUGAUAUUUUCCAACAGUAUUGUACUGUACUAUGUGGCUAAUGAAUUAUAUUAUGAGAGCUUUCAUGUGUCUAUAGCUGCCUAUGAGAGCAAUUGGUUGGACUUUGACGUUGAUACACAAAAGAUGUUGAAGCUCUUGAUAUUGCGUUCACAAAAACCAUUGGCGGUACUUGUUGGUGGCGUCUAUCCUAUGAAUCUGAAAAUGCUCCAGUCCUUGCUUAACGUCAUCUACUCAUUCUUCACACUGCUGAGACGCAUAUAUGGCUGA